GUUAAAUAAUAACCGUCAAGCAUAUAUUUUUUAUGCAAUUAUAUCUCUUUGUAUAAAGCCUAAUUGCAAAAUGCACACAUAUAUUGUAUAACAACCUAUAGUUAUCUGUUAUCUAAUCAAAUGACAAUAAAAGUAGUCAAUAAAACGUCAUGUUUUAUGAGAUUAUAGUCCAGUAUAUAUAUAUGCGUACAAUAUGUUAUGCUGAGCAGAAUGUGAUUCAGAUAAAACUGGUAUGUGCCUGUAUCAGUAAUAAGCAUGCUCAACCGUGAUAGUACUGCUAACCCAUAUAACACCCGCUUGCAGUGAUAGAUUGCUGUUGAAUUUACUAAUAUGAUGAAUAAGUGUUUUAAAUAUUUAUAUCCCUUUACUUCCCUGUUUGAUAUUUCUUUCCUUUAGCGAAGACUUCAGAGGCAGAUCACUCAUUUUAUGUAUAAUAUAGUAAUUUUUGAGUGUUUAUGGACAGUGGUGAUCAAUUAUCAGAUGGCUUACAUGUUCAAUUUCGAUUCAAUGCUAUAAGUAAAAGGUACAACAGCUUAGUUUGUAGAAUAUAUUGUAGGUAUUAAAUCAAUAAUUUAGUAAUUUCUGUCUGAAGCAAAUAUUUAAGCUGUAAUUUAUUUUUAAGCAGUAUCAGUACUGCCAGGUAGCUAGGACGUAUUAUCUGUAUUGGCAACAAGAAAAAUCUGUAUAAGUAUCUUCUGUAUAGAUUUUAGUUUUAGUGAUCUUUUUCUUAGAUCCCUUGACUACUAUUUUCUAAUUCAAAACCAAAACAUACAUCUAUAUAAAAAAAAAACGGUAUAAAUUGUCAUUUAGUGUAAAAAUAUUUAUAAAAAUCUGCAUCAAUUUCAAUUCUGUAUCAGCUAAAUAUCUAAAUAAGUAAUUGGUGCUGCCUAGUAGGUAUACAGAUAAAUCAGCAUACCUGGCAACACUGAUAAGUAUUUUAUCUUUAAAAUCCUUCAUUCCGGUUUAUUUGUUCACUCAUAUUAGUUCUCUACUCCCACAAGCUUAUCUGUGGCUGCAUGUGUUAUUUGUGUUUAUGGUAGUCGACAAUUGUCACAUUUCAAAUUAAAAAUAUCCGUUGCAAUUUGAUGAAAGUAUUUUUUACGUUCGCUAUUUCAAACUUCAGCAACUUAAUAUAUAGGCAGCUGAAAUAUUAGUCGUUGUAACAGAAAUAGAUAUUCAGAAUAACGAAUGUUUAAUAUUGGGACACUCGACUCACUCGUGCGCAAGGAAACUAACAGCUUGACGAAAAUUUAUAACAAGUUUAGUAAUUUUUUAAAAGGUGAUAGUGAGGGUAGCAGUGACGAUAGUAAACAAAAUAUGUUGUCUGCGAGAGGCUCUAACACUACUGAUGACCAUUAUAUUACGUCAGUAUCUUCGGUGGGUGAUCUGAUGGCAAUGUCACCAAAGAAGGAACUGUCGGACCAUUCGGACGAAACAAGCGACCUGCUCACGGGUGCAGACGUUGGCAGUAUAUGCGACGUUACCAUGCAAGACCUGCCAUUGUAUGACGACAAUGUGUUCAUCGACUCUACCAGCUUGGACUACCUUGUAAAAUGUGCAGAAUCGAACAGAAACCACAAUCAUGUAGACCGCGGCAAAGAAAGUUUGUUUGUGAAGUUCGACCCGUUGUAUGCCAGGCAGAAUUUAUUACAGUCUGAUUCUAUACAAAAUGAAACCACUUCGGACUCGACUGAGUGCGACGUGGGCUACGAGACAGGCAGUGCUGCAUCAAUUUAUGUUGACAGUCACGUUGCAUCGCCUAAACAUUCUUUAUCUACUGGUUCCAUGCCUACAACGCUGGGUAAAGAUAAACCAACACAGGUGGUGCCUCCUGUUAUCAAUAGUGAUGUAACAAAGUCAGGCACAAGCCAAACACGAUCCACUCCAGCCCUUGUUCGCAGUGUAUCAGCUAUACUCACUCCACAAGUCACUACUGACAGAUUGAUCAGCAUCUCGGGGAACACUCCUCCUACUGCAGCUCCUAGAAGUCCCAGAGUGUUCAACUAUAACUCACAACAAGUAGAUCGCCUUCAAUCACUAAGAGUUAUACUUCAAAAACAAGACCAAGAAGUUUUACAGCUCAGACAAGACAACAGAGAAUUAAAAUCAUUGCUUCAAGAAAUUGAACAUAAACACUCAAGAACCUUAGAAGAAUUGGCAUCUAGUGUCAAGAAACUUACUGAAGAAAAAGAACACUUCUUAGAGAAGGAAAAUAAACUCCUUCAGCAAGUCAAUGACAAAAUAUUAAGUAACAAACAAAUGUGCAUUGUUAUGGAAGAAUAUGAGAAAACUAUAUCUUCUCUAAUAGGUGAACAGCAGAGAGACAAAGUUGCCACUCAAGAAGCCAUGGAGAAGUUAACUAAUGAGAGAGACCAAGCUUUGAAUCACCUUUGCAGCAUGGAAAGCUCUUUCAAUGACCUUUUAGCCAAAUAUGAAAAAUGUAAAAGUGUCAUCCUAGAGUUUAAAGACAGAGAAAUAGUAUAUGAGCAAAAGAUUACUGAAUAUGAAGGGGCAGUUAAGAAAUAUGAAGGAUUGUAUGGCAAUCUAAAGCAGGUCACGUCAGAUAGCCUAGCGAAAGCAAAUGAAACACUGGAGAAUGUUAAAAAGAACCACAAUGCAGAAAUUACUAAACUGAAUGCUAUAAUCAAAAAACAUGAAAUUACUAUUGCUUCACUUCAGGAAUCUUUGACUCAGAAGAAUAGGGACAAUGAAGAACUCACAAGAAUAUGUGAUCAGCUCAUCAACGAAGUCCGCUAAACAUGACCAGUAUUAUAUCUAAGAUAUUGCAUUUUUGGUGCUUUUCCAACCCAUCGUCUUAUUUAUAUGUUUGGCGUCCAAUAAUUACUUUUGUGAAUUCCUGUGAUUCAACUCAAGUGCUCUUGCUGUGAUGAAACUUUGUACAUAGUUAUCAUUUAUUAUUGUGGUGUUUUUGGUGUUUUAAAUUAUAUUGGACUUAUUUCUUAAUUUUAUAUUAUUUACUAAUUUUAAUUUGGAAAAAGAAAUCCAAGAUUGUUUGUACCUUUUGACUUGACACUAUUCCAUGUUAACUGAAUGCCAUUUGUCCAAACAAUUCUAUUAAAAAUAUUCAUUUACUAAUAUAAUGGUAAACAAAAACAUAUUUAGUAAACAACUUGAGUAAUAAUAAUGUUAUCAUAUUUCAUUUGUCUUGACCAUAAAAGCAAAUUAAAUAUAAUUAUGUCUAAUGGAUGUUUAACAAAAUUAACUCUGUUGUGACAAUUAUUUUGAAUGUUUGUAUGUUCUAAGACAUUAUUGUAACCUGUAGACACUAUUCGUUUUAAUAAAAUACAUUAUUUAGAUAUA
This is a messenger RNA of Manduca sexta (tobacco hornworm), 3321 nucleotides long. Its product is annotated as transforming acidic coiled-coil-containing protein 2-like. Gene Ontology annotation, biological process: mitotic spindle organization; cell population proliferation; cerebral cortex development. Gene Ontology annotation, cellular component: cytoplasm. NCBI's taxonomy places the organism in Eukaryota, Metazoa, Arthropoda, Insecta, Lepidoptera, Sphingidae. The coding region runs from base 1189 to 2757 and encodes 522 amino acids. The record is from RefSeq and is a predicted model, not a curated record. The transcript has a single exon.